This is a messenger RNA of Epinephelus fuscoguttatus (brown-marbled grouper), 3883 nucleotides long. RefSeq names its product calcium channel, voltage-dependent, gamma subunit 8b (gene cacng8b). NCBI's taxonomy places the organism in Eukaryota, Metazoa, Chordata, Actinopteri, Perciformes, Serranidae. Gene Ontology annotation, biological process: neurotransmitter receptor transport, postsynaptic endosome to lysosome; calcium ion transport; positive regulation of synaptic transmission, glutamatergic. The transcript has 6 exons. Gene Ontology annotation, cellular component: AMPA glutamate receptor complex; postsynaptic density membrane. The coding region runs from base 809 to 2053 and encodes 414 amino acids. The record is from RefSeq and is a predicted model, not a curated record. Gene Ontology annotation, molecular function: voltage-gated calcium channel activity; channel regulator activity.
UCUUGUGUCGAUUCUGACAUUAUCCGUCACCACUCACAUCACUGAGGAGUUUUGGUGGGAUGCGACAAGUUGCUUGCGUCGGGCUCGGUGUGGGAGAAAUAGAUAGAGGAGCAGACAGGCAGGCAGGCAGGCAGGAGAGCGCUCGUCCAACCGGAGGGGAGGGGGGAGACGCAUUCUCCCCGAGUACACACACAAGCAGCGGCCACAUCCACUGUAGACAAAUCCGUGUUCAGUGACGUGUUUUGUAUCAGCCUUUUUUUUUUUUUUAAUGCAACCCUUUUUCCAUCACUGGCUGAUUUAAAUUUAACCAGGAAUUGAGAACCAAGUCCCUCGCGUGCUUCUUAUUUAUCAACUCUAUUCAUCCCCCUUUUCUAUUUAUUUAUUUUUGCCUCGAUAGACCCGUUAUUCAGCUCAUCCACCGUCCACCCCCUGUCUUCUUUUUCCCUCCAUCUCCUCGCUGGGAGCGCGACGCGCUGCGAAUAUCUGAAAUUAAAAAAAAAAAAGCCUGCAGCAGCAGAGCGGUGACCAUGGUGCAAGUUUUCUGCUAGCAGAGGACGGACGGAGAGCGGGACAGCCGUCCAAGAUACAACCUCCACCAGCAACAGCUUUCCAGUGAGAAAGAAAGACAGAGAGAGAGAGAGAGCAAGAGAAAGAGGCAAAAAGAGAGCACAAGUGCAAGAAGGAGAGAGGGGAGCGGGUGAAAACAGUCGAUGGAUGCUGUCCGGAUUGAGGGGACAGCACGUUCUUCACUGACGAGGAAAAGAAAGAUUUCAAAAUUGAGUCGAAGGAUAGAAACUCGCCGUCAGGCAUGGUGUGUGAGAAGGGGAUCCAGAUCCUCCUCACCACCGUGGGGGCAUUCGCUGCCUUCGGCCUGAUGACGGUGGCAAUAGGGACGGACUACUGGCUGUACUCCCGUGCCCUCAUCUGCAACAGCACAGCCAAUGUUACCCAGGAUGACCCCCAUAACAAGGACAAGAAGGAUCCUGGGGCGCUCACCCACUCUGGACUGUGGAGGAUAUGCUGCCUGGAAGGAGUAAAGCGAGGAGUGUGUUCUCAGAUCAACCACUUCCCAGAAGAUGCAGACUUUGACCAUGACGGGGCAGAGUACGUCCUACGGGUAGUCAGGGCUUCCAACAUUUUCCCGAUCCUCAGUGCCAUCCUGCUGCUGAUGGGAGGGGUUUGUAUCGCUGCUAGUCGUUUCUAUAAGAGUAAAAGGAACAUCAUCCUGGGGGCGGGAAUUCUCUUUGUGGCUGCAGGUCUGAGUAACAUAAUUGGAGUGAUCGUGUACAUCUCGGCCGCACUGGGGGACAUCUCUCCUAAGAAGGACGAGGAUAAGAAGUGGCAGUACUCCUACGGUUGGUCCUUUUACUUCGGAGGCCUGUCCUUCAUCAUGGCCGAGAUGGUGGGGGUGCUAGCUGUCAACAUCUACAUCGAGAAGAACAAGGAGCUGCGCUGCCGCUCGCGCACCGAUAUUUUCAAGAGCACCACGCACGCCAUGCUCCGCCUGCCCAGCUACCGCUUCCGUCGCCGCUCCCGCUCUUCGUCCCGCUCCACUGACCCUUCCCGCUCCCGAGACCCCUCACCUGUAGGGGGAGGUGGGGGCAAGAACUUUGGCCUGCCCCCCUCUGCGCUGCUCUCCCAGGGCCCCAUUUCAGUAUCCACUUUACCGAACCCCCACUCUCGCUCCCACACGGCCCUGGCUGGAGGUGACAUCUCUCUCUAUACGUUGUCCCGCGACCCCAAACUGGGGGGUUUGCCACCCAUGUAUGGAACGGUGGACAGGGCCACGCUCUACCAGCUCCACAACUGCUUCCCAAAGGAUGGAGGGGGAGGGGGGGUGAUGAUGAGUGGUACACUUCCCUCACUGAAGUCCCACAACCCUUCCAAUUCUUCCAACUCCAACGCGCCGAUGCCCAACUCAGUGGGCUCCGGCCCUCCACCCUUCACCUCAUCCACAGUAGACAGGGAGCGAGGGAUGGGGACUCUGGACAGGCUGAAGGGAGACAGGGAGAGCAACUCUAACACCCUUAAUAGGAAGACGACGCCUGUGUAGAGAAAAGGGUGUGAGAGGUGGAGGCGAGAAGGAAGGGAGAGAAGGAGGCUGGGUCGUAAUGAAAGAAGGAAGAUAGAGAGGUGCACUUUGUUUGUGUGGCUCAACAGGAAAUAGAAAGUCAGUCAGACAGACAGACAGACAGACAGGUGAAAUGCUAAAUCUCUCCCUCCAUGUUCACUGUUAUUUAGUCUGCUCAAUCUCACUGAGAACAAAAAGAAGAAGAGUAAUAACAGAGCGAUAAUAACAACAACAAUGAACUUUCACAAUAAAACUAUUUUGAUAUUUUAACGUGCUAGAAAUGAUUUAUUUUGUUAAUGAUCAAACGCAAUUAACCUUGGGCUAUUAUGAAAAUGUUAAACAUAUUUUUUUGUGCAAUAUUCCUGCUAAUUAACCAGAUCAUCAUUAAUGUAAAAUUGUUGUUGUGAUUAUUCUUAGCGUUAUUACAGGCUAGCCGUAUUUGCAAAACACUAUAGUUUGGAAUGAGAAAUUUUGAUUUUACUUUCACUCUGAUUUUAGAUCUCGACGACUUUUACUGUGAAUUUCUUCCAUGCAGAGCCGCUGGGACUGUCAGUGAGCUGUGUGUAACUGUGUCAAAGUGUCAAGCAUGAGUGUGCACAAUAUGUGGGAGAAUGAGGGCCUGUAUUAUUUUUUUUAACCCCCAUAUGAUAUGAUUUUCAUUUAUAACAUGAAGUCAGAUUUGAAUACUGUAAAUUGUCUUCCAAUAUUGAAAGAAAUGCAACAAUAAUGUGAGUGACUGAGACAAGCGACCAACUUCAUUGUUAUUAUAAGUCUGAGUUUCCUAUGGGCCUCUGUUAGUCUUAUUUCCAUUCUAAUCAGUGUUAACAGUAGUACUUGUAGCUAUAGUCGUGUUGAAGAUGUUUGUUCUUGGGCAUUAACAGAAACCUCUGACUGGAGGAAGAAGAAAAAAAAGAGAAAUAGAAUAUUACAUUUGUACAGAUUCAGGUAAAGGUUACUGCCUGAGCAGAAAAUAAAAAAAACCUAAUCAUUUUUUCUAUGAAGAGUCCCAAAGUGAGACAUGCAACUCAUCAUUUUCAGUGGCAAAAAAAGACAAUAUGUAUAUGUGGGCUCAGAGGGUUUAAAAAAACACUACAGAGAAAAAAUUUUGAAAAGAUACAUGUACAUUGUAAUUUACGCAUACGUAUAUUUGUAAAGUCUAUAGAUACGUUUUUUCGGGACCACUGUUCAAACUGGGUAUGCAUUUUGGGCUGUUUUGUUCCCGGUGCCCCCCUUGGACUCUUGUUAGGUGGUUUCAUCCGCCAGCCCUUCGCCGCCUGCUCCCUGUGUCCCCCCGCCCACAUAUUUGGCCACAUGAUGAGCGUCCCUCAACUUAGUCACAUGAUCAACAACAGAUUGACCACAGAGACGACCCCUUAAACCUCCCCAAAGAUUCUUUUCACUGUGCUUCCCCCCUGUGACCGCUGAGUCUGAACUCUGAUCUGUUUAUGUUGAUGAGAAUGUAAACACAUGUUAACCCCCACCACCCGCCACCACCACCCGUUACUCUGUCUUCUAAACUGUCCCGAGUGACUGCAGAUCCGGGUCGAAACCAUGGACACACCGCUACGUGAUUUAAUGAAGAAGCAAAACAAAACAACCAGACGCUUCCAGAUUCUUUACGUUUUUCGUUUCUUUGAUUUCAUUUCAGAAAAAGAAUAAUGUGAUAAAAAACUGCACACAGAUAGCAUUUAUGUGGGCAAUAUGAAUAGUAUGUAGUUGAGAAUAGAUAUAUCUAGACAAAUGAUUAUGGUUUAUCUAAAUGUGUGAUAAACUUAAACACUGUAUUGCACGAAGUUUAUAAAAAAAACAAUA